CGAACACGCAAUGUCAUUCGUCAAAAGGUCAACCCUUAAUUUCACUCGUCGAUUGCUUUCAGGUUCUGUCUUUAGAUUUUGUGCAUCAUACACACCCCAGCUUUCAGCCCCUUCGGCCAACUUCUUGAUUCUACUCGAAACGUCAAUUGAGCAGCACUUGAGUUCACCAACGACGGCUUACGAUGAGUGCGUGUUCGGCGCUUGCGCGGCAGAGCUUGGUGCCUAGUGGCCAACGACCGCGAGCCACACUCCAGGUCUGCGCUUGCGAAUUUGCUCGGCAGCUGAGCACUCUGUCCCAUUUGCUGGACCAAAGCAAUCCCGGAAAGGCGCAGACAGGCCAGAGGUCUUCUGUGAACAGCUCAUCAGAGGGUGUGGGACCCGACCCAACCAGCCUGCGGGCACGUUCAAGAGUUGCGCGUUUUGCACCCCGAGCCGGUGCAGACAUGGUCGGCCCUCCUGACCUAAUCAGCAAUCUCCGACCGGUCAAGUAUGGAUCGGCUUUCGAAGAGGAGGAAAGUGCAGGGCCAUCAAUAGAUCGCCCAGCCGCAGUGGAUGCAAGGCAAAGGCUCCAAGACUCACAAUUCCGGCCGCUCGCAACACAUCCUUAUUCUCUGUCAGAGUUUUCCUCAUUCGCUAGCAAGACAACUUCUUCCCUAUCCAAGCCACAGGUCUUCACCUCCGGCCCAAAUGGAACGGCGUCUCGGAUAGGUACACGUCGACCUCAUUCGCAGUACUUUCAUCGUCUCCUCGAGAGGCUCGAAACGGCCGAGCUGGAGCACAAAUUGCGAAAGAUCAGGCAAGAUGCUUUUCACCAACGAUUUUGGACCGAUAAUAAUCUGCGCUUUCAAUGCUCUCUCAAGGAGUAUCAAUUCCAGCUUGAAGCGCCUGAAACGGUCGCUUCCCGGUCCCACGGAGCCGAACAUCUCGACCCUACUCUUCUUACAGCCUCAGCUACUGUGACCAGUCCAUCCUCUGCUGAGAGCUCUUCAGGCGGUGAUGCGAUCAGUCAGACACUUUCAAAAGGCUCUUCAAGCCUCGUGAUCGCCUCUGUCACGCAGAAGCAGCAACAAUUAAAAUCAGACGGAUUGGCCCCUUUCUACACGGCUUGGCUCAGUGCGAACUCGUCACGACACAAGGCCUACAACAGGGCGUUGGUCAAAGGCUUGUUCCAAGGACUGGGCCCCGCGAUGCGUUAUGAGAGUCUCAGAUGGUGGGCCAGUGCCGUCCGACGCAUGGAAAAGGCCAUGGGACGAGGGUCCUGAGCAUGCUGGAUCACCCCCAGGCAGUUCAAAAACAGCCACCAACGGCGUGCUUGUAGUACAGAUUAAUGGUUGCCUAAACCACUGGCAUUGGAAACGCA
Molecule: messenger RNA, 1360 nt
Organism: Tilletiaria anomala UBC 951
Lineage: Eukaryota; Fungi; Basidiomycota; Exobasidiomycetes; Georgefischeriales; Tilletiariaceae
Exons: 1
Coding region: 444-1262 (272 amino acids)
Biological process (GO): intrinsic apoptotic signaling pathway
Cellular component (GO): mitochondrion
Source: RefSeq, a predicted model, not a curated record